GCCAUCGUGUAACAGGGUGGGUCACAGUUUGAGGAGAAAGAGGCGGGUUACGCACUUGGCUUGUAAGCAGUCAGCCUCAGCCUACGCCAGCUUAAUUACCUCCGGCAUACAAGGCAACACAGGCGCGCGAUUUAUUAGAGGACAUAAACGGUACAUAGACCUUUGUCAUUUCAUAUUAGUAAAGAGACUGGAUCCACAUACAGAGCUGAACCUGACUGCUGGGAGAAAGCGAUGGCUUACUGACAGACAUCACCGUCCGUCCGUGGAUGGAGGAAACCCCGCGCUCGCACGUGCCAAUAUAAACACGCGCCGAUGUCCGACUGCAAGAAAGAUGGUGAGUACAAGCCUCUUUGUGUUGCGCAGCAGGCCACAGAAGGUUCUGGACCAUGUUCUACUCUCUGUCCUAUUCCUGCUGUCUCACAUAGUAUCAUGCACCUUGACAACAAAUGCAACUACGACAGCACCAGCAGGAGGACAGGGAUUUCUAUCAUUAACAAAAAAUGUAACUACACUGCCUAUUUCAGUUCCCCCAACUGCUGUUAUGAGCACAUCAUCCGCAGCACACCAGGUUAAAACAUCUGGUUCAGGGACCAUGAAUCUAACAGUCAAUUCAGCAGCGAACACUACCAACACAACUGCCAUGAGCCCACAGGUCACAGCUCCUGCUAAUAAUACAACAGGAACCAAGAAACCAACAAACACUUCAGAAGUGACCACUACCACCACAACUACUGCUACCCCACUGCUCACAGCUUUUGGUAAUGCUACAAAUGUGCCAACAAACACAUCAGGAGCAUACAUCAACACUACUAACACAGCUCUACCAGUCACAGCUAGCUUUAAUGCUACAACAGUAACCGCAUUGCCAACAAACACAUCAGGAGCAUACAUCAACACUACUAACACAACUCUACCAGUCACAGCUAGCUUUAAUGCUACAACAGUGACCACAGUGUCAACAAACACAUCAGCAGCAUACAACACUACUAACACAUCUCUACCAGUCACAGCUAGCUUUAAUGCUACAACAGCACCCUGGCCAGUGCACUGCAAUUUCUCGCAAAACUGUGACAGUGACUCUGUGUAUUACUGGAUGACAAUCAAUGUUGAAGUUAAUGGAUCCAAGUCUAAUGAAUCAGAUAUAUCUGCAUGGCUUCAGAAUCUGUUCCAAAAUCAAAUUGAAUGUAGUCCUACUCUUCCUACUGUCACACCAUUGAAAAUCAAUACUACUUCACCCAGUGGAGUGGGAUCAGCUCCCAUUACUACCACUAUUUUACAAAAUGUCAGCUCAGAUACUACAAAUCAAUUUUUCACUGGGACACUUGGAAACAGCAGUGUGUCUAAUGGAAGUGAAACUACUAAAAACAUCUUCAAAGAUGUGAUGGUCAUGUGUGUCAAUAAGACUGCAGUAAGGAAGACUACAUGCACUGUGUUGUUGCAGUUAACACAGCCAACUAGUACAUGCUGCAUUAUACAAACUGUGAGCACAGUACGGAAUAAAUCUUCCAUCCAGGCCUAUGUGAUUGGAGACAAUGUAGAGCAAGUGGUAAAAGGGAUUUGUCACAGCAGUACUUCAGGACCACCAGUUGGAAGUUUUGAAAAGUGCAGCGGGUCUCUUAGCCCUGACAUUCCCUGCAAUUCAAAUGCCACAGUUAAUGUGUCAUGCAGUGGGAACAGUGAAACGGCAUAUGUUUCACUCGGCAUUCCAGACCAAAUGAACUGCACCUUUGAAAACCAACCAAAUACUUGUAACUGUUCCUCCUAUUGCAACAGCACCGCUGCCUAUUAUGGUUUGGACAUUGAAACUGCAGACUUCAAUUUUAACAUGACACAAAUAUUAACAAAUGUCACAUGUAACAUCAAUAAUUCUGGUUGCCAUGCUUUGAAGAACAUUUCCAAAAUCUAUGAAAAAUCUACUGUGAAAUGUGGUAUAACAUGCAUCAUGAUUGUGAAACUAAGCAAAGCCAUAGAUGUGUGUUUACUCAGUUCAGCAUUACUGAGUGCAUUCCAAAACCAGAGCACCAUUGUCACUGAUGGCACUGUCACCAGAUUGGCCAUAUGCAGCUGGGAAGAUAGUCUAAAUGCAGAUAUUUUGCAAACAAACAUAGUGCCAGUUUCUGCUCAGCUAUCUGACGUCUGCCCAGUUGGAAAAGUGAACAUUGUAUCAAAUUACUGUAAAAAUGGAACAAACAUAGCUGUGCCACUGAAGGAGAAGUGCAACAGCAACCCAGUGAAUUAUGUUACCACCAGUAUGCCACCAUCAACUGCAAACACUAAUGUCACCAACAUCAGAACUACAGCCUCAGUCACAAACACUUCAGCAGCCACCUUGGACACAACAGCCUCCGCAGACUCAUCAGUGAGUGCAGAAGCGACUGCUGAAGGUCUUCUGAAUCUGACAAGGAAUGCAUCUUCUCUGAACUCCACACAGAUACAGCAGGCUGUAUCUCUGCUAGAGUCGCUUCUUUCUGGGCCCAAUGUUAGCUUGGCUCUGGGAAACACGACUAUCAACAUUGUCAGCAAUCUUAUAGAUGCACCUCCUAAUAUGCUGGCAUCCAGCUCAAACAGGAUCAUUGGCAUUGUGGAUACUGUUGGCUUGAAGCUGGUUGUGCAGGGACAGAGUCAAAGUAUUCUCUCCCCAUCUGUGGCUCUGGCAGUGAAACCGGUAGAUGGAGCUCUUUUUCCGGAAACCACAUUCACUAUCACUGACCCCUCCAACUUGCAGAUCGGCCCCAGGUCGAGGAUUACUGAGCCCAGGUCUCCUCAGGGUUCCAUAACUCUCCCUGCUUCCCUCACAGCGAACCUAACUCCUCAGCAGCAGCAGCUGGCCUCUAGAGUACAGUUUAAUUUCUACCAGAAGACCACUCUUUUCCAGGACAAAACAUUAAACCCAAACAACAGCAGGCUGAUCAGUGGGGUUCUUGGCUCCAGUGUGGCUAACUUGUCCAUCUCUAACCUGAGAGACCAAAUAGUUUUUAUCCUGAAGAGCACAGAAACUGUUGAGGGUAACUUUUCACGAUCGUGUGUAUUUUGGAAAUUCAGCUUAAAUGGUGGCUCUGGUGGCUGGAGCUCUGAGGGCUGCACUUUGCUGAACUACACUGAAACUGAGACGAUUUGUGGCUGUAACCAUCUGACUAGCUUCGGUGUGCUCUUGGACCUUUCCAGAGAAGGGAUAAACAAUCGUUUGCAGGCCACCAUCCUAACCUACAUCACCUAUAUUGGCUGUGGCAUCUCUGCCAUUUUCCUCUCUGUCACCCUGAUGACUUAUCUGGCUUUUGAGACACUGCGUAAGGAUAUCCCAUCAAAAAUUGUGAUCCAGCUAUGUUUGGCUUUGCUUCUGUUGAACCUGACAUUCCUACUGGAUGCUUGGCUGGCUCUGUACCCCAAUGUUGUGGGGCUCUGCAUCUCCACUGCCUUCUUCUUGCACUACUUCCUGUUGGCGUCUUUCACCUGGAUGGCCAUGGAGGCUGUCCAUAUGUACAUUGCCCUUGUUAAAGUUUUUAACACCUAUGUGUCCCGCUUCAUGGUCAAAUUAGGACUUGCUGGCUGGGGUAUUCCUCUAAUUGUGGUCAUCAUUGUCAUAGCCAUUGAUAAAAACAAUUAUGGACUAGUGUCUUAUGGGAAGUUUGAAGAUGGAACCUCAGAUGAAUUUUGCUGGCUGAAGAAUGAUAUAGCCUACUAUGUUGCAGUGGUGGCAUACUUUUGUGUUGUCUUCGUACUGAACCUUAGCAUGUUCAUUGUGGUAAUGGUUCAGCUUUGUCGCAUUAAGAGACAAAAUCCUCAUAACCUACAGCAUCGCAGUGUCCUACAGGACCUGCGAAGUGUGGCAGGGCUUACUGUUCUUUUGGGCCUCACCUGGGGAUUUGCCUUUUUUGCCUGGGGUGCUGUCAACCUGCCCUUUAUGUACCUGUUUGCCAUCUUUAACUCACUGCAAGGCUUCUUUAUCUUUGUGUUCCACUGUGCUGUGAAGGAGAACGUCAGAAGACAGUGGAGAAUACACCUGUGCUGUGGAAACCUGAGGCUAGUUGAGAACUCAGAUUGGAGUCACACUGCUACACAGAGGACCAAGAAAUCCACUGUAAAUAGAAUUGCUUCCUCAUUCAGAUCAGUGAAAUCAUCCAAGUCCAACAACUCAUCCAGUUCCUUCUUGGUCAGUGACAGCUCAGGAUCAGACAGGUCAAUGGGAAUCGGCAGUCCAUUAGAUGACCGUACAAUCACAGAGGAGGAGGAGCCCAGCUCAGAUGUAGUCCUGAAUGAGAUCAACCACAGAUACAGGAGCCAGAGAGCCCUCUGACCUGAAAGGCAACAAUCACAACUGUGUUUUGUAAUGCUAUUUAUGUGUAUUAUUGCAUCAUGUCUAUGUUGUACAUAAUAAACCUAGAUUUGUAAUAUUAUAUAUCUGUUAUAAUAUACAGUAUAUACUGAGUCAAGCAAUCUGUGUGGUAGCAUUUACUGUAGGUAUCCAAUGAUUAAAAAAGCCAAAUAUUCUGACAUUAUACUUGACUGCUGUUCACUGAGCUAUAUUUUAUAGGAUUAAAUUAAAUAACUCACUAUUGAAUUAGUUAUUAAAAUAGUGGAUUAAAAUUGUGUUCAAUUAAUUCAAUUCAAUUCAAUUUUAUUUGUAUAGCGCUUUUAACAAUGGACAUUGUCACAAAGCAGCUUUACAGAAAUAAAUGGAUUCACAAAAAUAUAUUGUAAAUCUUUGAAUUUAUCACUGUGAAUUUAUCCCUAAUGAGCAAGCCAGUGGCGACGGUGGCAAGGAAAAACUCCCCGAGAUGAUAUGAGGAAGAAACCCUGAGAGGAACCAGGCUCAAAAGGGAACCCAUCCUCAUCUGGGUGCAACGGAUAGUGCACUUAUAAAUAAAUCUCUUCUAUUAUUGUGUACUAUAUGGACAAAUAGUGCAAUUGUGCAACCAAUAAAUUCAUCACAGUUUUUGCAAGAAGUCCGGCUGGUUAAAAUCUAUCCACUGUCCACUGAUGGAGUCCUGAGUAUGAAGCUGCUCGUGGCAACCGCA
Molecule: messenger RNA, 5015 nt
Organism: Pangasianodon hypophthalmus (striped catfish)
Lineage: Eukaryota; Metazoa; Chordata; Actinopteri; Siluriformes; Pangasiidae
Product: adhesion G-protein coupled receptor G2
Exons: 37
Coding region: 332-4294 (1320 amino acids)
Biological process (GO): adenylate cyclase-activating G protein-coupled receptor signaling pathway; cell surface receptor signaling pathway
Cellular component (GO): membrane
Molecular function (GO): G protein-coupled receptor activity
Source: RefSeq, a predicted model, not a curated record